Molecule: messenger RNA, 9780 nt
Organism: Caenorhabditis auriculariae
Lineage: Eukaryota; Metazoa; Nematoda; Chromadorea; Rhabditida; Rhabditidae
Source: the annotation of a GenBank genome assembly
AUGGCUCAUUGGUUUCACCGUAAUCCGAUAAAACCCACAGAGUUUGCAAAGUUCGAUUUGAAAGGAGUUUUAACAACCGAUACAUGCAGUAAAAUUUGCGGGUCAGUUUUUUCAAAACUUAAUUAAUUUUUUUAGUUGCCAACGUAUGAAUUAUGCCGUGUUCAAUUUGAUUCCGCGAAAUGCAAAAUGAUCUCUGACUCUCCAAAAUGUAGUGGUCUUUCCCUUUCUCUAACGGGUAUUUUGCAUUUCGCGGAAUCAAAUUGAACACGGCAUUCGAAUCAUUUUAAAAACAGCGAAAAGGAAAAAAGGUGUAUUUGCUACGUGUAUUUGUUGAUGAAUAUUUAGCUUGAUUGUGGAAAAAACAGUAUCGAAAAAUUUUCUAAGGAGUAAGGUUUGUGGCACUGUAUGUCUAUGGAUUUUUUUGUUUUCGUUUUCAUAAGCAUGUACAUUGGAUUUUUAUUUGUUCUUAAAUUUCAGAGAACUGCGUUUGAGAAGAGAAAAGCUCGUCGGCUACUUUUCUAAUGCAGGAAACGACUUAUUCGAAGUAUCUAAAGAGUUUAAUGACUAUUUGCGGCUUCUAGCGGGCUUUCUUGUCGAAAUCGGAAGCAAUCAAACCACUAGGUUCAUUAAAAAAUUUUAUUUGAAUUUUUUCCAAUAAAAAAGUACGAGUUCACAUAUCUAUCAGUUAGGAACUAUUCUUUGGAAGAGGAAUUUGAGCUUUCAGUGAUGGCGGAAAUCGGAACAGCAAGCUUAUUCCAUUAAUUCGUUUCAAAUGGGGACAUUCCAUGCUGGUCGAGACGGCAACGUAUGUAUAUAUUAUUAGUUAUCAAAUAGUGAGGCUUUUUUGUCUGCUUUUUUUGUUGACUGGAUUCUAAAUUCAUUCUGAUGAUUGAACUUCUCAUUUCAGAGAGCUUUCCGAUUCUUGGUUUGAAGCUCUCAACAUCAUAUUGAACAUGGCCAUGUGGUUGCUGAAACACGCUGCUUGGGUUGCUGGAAAAGACGAGGUUCAUUUUGGAUUUAUUUUUUGUUUUUUUUUUUUAAUUUUAUUUGAUUUUUUGAACGAAAACUCUUUUUGACAGGUUCGCGAUUCAGAGGCAAAAGAGUGUUUGAACUGUCUUCGUCAGGCUGCUGGGAUGUUCUCUUAUGCCAAAGAGACAUCAAGUACGUUUUUUCAGAUUUUCUCGUCGUAUACCGAAUAUACAUAUAGCGCGCCCAUAUUUUCAUAUUUCAAAUAUGAAGUAGCUUGCUCCGCCGCCACGGACAUGGUUACUUUUCGCGUGGUUCGAUUUUCUCAUUCAACGAUAACGCUGCAAUUUUUGUUUUUGUUUUUUUUAUUUAAUGGAUGGUUUUACUAGCCAGGCAAUGGUUUUAUUUAUCGUGUCAGAACCUUUUUUCGAAGGCUCAAGCCAGCCAUGAAUGAGCUAUAUACUGUUCUUUUCAUCUUGAUUUGCCGUACGUGAAAUAGUAACAAUAUUAAAGUACCGUUUUUUUUUUUCAUUUUGAAAACGCUUUUUUUCUGUUCUAUGAUCUCGUGAUCUUGUCCACUAAAAAAAAUUAUCACGAGCGCCUGCUCUUUGUAGUACAAAAAGGGGCCUUUGAUGUUGUUAUUUUUUUAUAUUUGAGAGUUUUAUCGUACAUUAUAAGGUAUUUCUAUACUGUUAUAAAAAUAAAAAAAUGUCAACGUACCGAAAAGAAAUAUUUUACAAUUUAAAUUGAUGCGGUGGAAGUUUUUUUUUUACAGCUUUGCUCGAAAAUACCAUGUUUUCCUUCUUUUUUAUAGAACGAUUCACAUUACAGCUCGGCUUUCUGGUGCAAAUGAGGUCGAGGGCUCCGAUUUCGAUCCGAAAGUCAUGGAAGCCUACACGUUGCAGGUUCGUGUUUAAAUAGGGUGUAAGAUUCGAAAAAAGAAUUUUUCUUUGGUUCUUGUUUGAAUGACAGUUUUGAACAAAAAUAAUGAUUGGAGGCGACUGCCGAGGCGCAAGAAGUGAUAAUCGCUCGAGCCAUCGACAUGAAACACAAUCAUUUGCUCAUCUCGGCGCUUUCUGCCAACACGGCCAGCAUUUUCGCCAAGGCAGGUAAGAAGCUCGAUUUUAAGAUUUUGCCAAAUGACUUUCUCUACCUGGUUCUCGAUUCGGAUCAUUUGCAGAACAGAACGUUUCUUCGUUGUCCGAAGAGGUUUUCGGUAGAUGGAGUCGCUAUUUGCAACUCAAACAUCACUUUUACUUGGCAUAUGGCUACGCUUUCCUCGGCGAAGCACAGCUCUCUGAGGACAAAUGUGGUGAAGCUGUCAGGUAGAUCAUAAAAACCUUGGGCAAUUUAAAAAAUGGUUCUUAAAAGCUCCUGGUUUUUUUUUAAGGAAAGUUAUUCUCUUAGCUUCACAAGUUUCAAUGGAAAUUCUCGGAAAAAAUGUUAGUUGAAUAAAAAAAAAAACGAUUUUUCGUUUCCUAGGACAAGAGAACAAAAAUGACGGAGCAUUAGAGGUUACUAUCGAUGAUAAUCACGGUUCUUAUGAUAAUAAAAAAAAAACUGACAAUUGUGGUCGAUAAAAAAGUAGAGGAUGUAGGAAUAAAUUUUUCUUUGUGAUUUUGAAAGUUUCCAGAGCUUGUAAACAAGGUAUAUCCGAGUACGAAGUGGCCAAGGACCUCGCGGCCAAGUAUGCGACAGCCUCGGGGCCCGGUUUUCCAUAGAGUUCCGAAAAUAAUUCAUUAUUUUCGUACAGGCACGAGAAUAAAACCUGAACAACAUCUGUUCUUCCGCAGGAUUGAACCUCUCCUCAAACGACAUUUAGAGAAAGCAGAACGUGAAAAUGGGUUCAUUUACCAUCAAAAGGUUUACAAAACCAUCAUCCGAGUGAUGCAAAAAUAUAACCCUAAUAUCGAGGUUUAUCAGAAACCAAUCUAUUGCAGGUUCCUGAAGAAUGUCAACAAUUGGAAACAGAAGUGAGUUACGGCUUGGCGAAGGCAGAAUCAUUCUCUUAUCCUCCGCCAGCUGAGGUUUGUUCUACUAUGAGAAAAACUAGGGGGUGGAAGUUUUUUGUCAGAUCUUUCAUUUUUCCGGAUGAGUAAUAGUUUCAUGAACCAUUUGGAUAACUCUUACAAAAAAAAAACGAUGAGCCAAAGCCUCUUUUAGGUGUGGAAUACCUCGGUAUACACGGCGUUCGACUUGUCAAAAGCCCAAAUGCCCGACUUUUCAAAGGUGAAGAAGAGCAAAUCGAAAUUGGAGCCCGUCAAAGAAGAAAAGAUUUAUCAAACUGAAAAAGACCCCAGUAACUCGAGUGGUUGUGUUAUUUCGUAAUUUAAGCGUACUCAAACAAUAUCUGACAAAAGCUUUUUUUUCAUAACCCUCUCAAAGUUAUUUCAUAACCCUCUCAAAGUUAUAAACAGACUAACUUCAUGAUUGAAAAAAAUCUUGUCACAUCAUAAAACACCCUCCAGUCUAUGUACAGAUCACUCACACCUUAAUUGAUUCACCCAAGUGCGAUCCGAUGAACACCUUUUUGGCGUCCGAUUAACCACUCGAACUUCAGUAACGCGAAACGGAGGCGAAUCGGACGUGUCAGAGCAUUUUUAGUGACCGCAGUAGCGUCAGCACUCUUAAUUGAUCCCUAGAAAUGCUCAGAAACGUCCGGUUUUCGUUACCGAGAUUCGAACAUGCGAAAAUCAGUCAAGCAAAGUCAUUUAGAGCAAGUUUCCGCGUGAAUGAAUCUGGGUGUGCAUGAACUACUACUGUGUUGCCAAAAUUAUGAAUAACAUGUAAAAUGCUGUAUUAAUAUAUGGAAUCGAUUUUUGAUCCGAAGUUUAGUCUGAAAUAGGUCAGUCCUCCUUCUGACAACCCUUGACGAUAAAAUCUGUACUUCAAUUAAUAAAGUGUAUGAAUAUGAUUUUUUUUUUUUCGAUCAUGACAUUUGAGAUGUUUACUUAGUGGAUGGCUAUUUAAAGACGUAAAUAUGUAACGGCGGUUCAAUGUACACAUUGUGACACGGCGCCGUGAGGAAAACUCGUCUUUACCAGUUCGAAGCUCCGUUUUUAGACGGCUCCACGAGAAGACUCACUUGUGCGAGUCGCCGUUGCCACAGACCUCGACGUACAACUACUUCGACUCUUUUCAUGCCCAUGUUUCCCUGCUCGCUCCCUUUUAUUCUGACGCUGGUAUACGUUACGUCCACAAUCAAUUAUGUCACGGCUGUGAGUAUCCUACUAACUAGGGAAGGGUCUCCAUUCGCAGUGGGAAUUCUGAAUGAGACUAGGUUCACUAGAUGUAGUUUUUCACGCUGAUUCCAAAUCUGGUCUCAAAAACUGCCUUCGAGGCCUAUGAAAAAAGUUAGGGGCUCUCAAAGUCGAAAAAUUCAAUGUCUCCGAUUGAGCUCAUUUUUGGAGGGUGUAUAGUCCUUUAUUCCCCGGUCACGAAAAACCAUUUGAUUUUUUUCGAAAAGGUUUUGGAGCCCAGAUAUGAUUUUUCAAAGCUCGGCGCGUGAUAAGAGCUUGCGAGCGCGGUGUCCUAUGGCGAUCCGGCGGCCGUUGAAGCAACGGUAGCGAGGAGCAGUGGUAAGGCGGCGGACUGGGGAUCACGAGGUCAUAGGUUCGGUGCCCACUCUGUGUAAUCUUUUUUUGCAAUUUUUCCUUUUUUGGAUAAUUUCUUCUAACUGCUCCUUUUUUGAGUUUUGAGCCGUAAACACGAAAACACUGCGUUUUGAACCUAUUCGAACAUCUCGACUUCUUUUCGUCGCAAAUUUUUUUCAUGAACUUUUCCGUGAUUUUCCAUGUGUAUGAGCAUGUGUUGGAGUGUCAAAAUUUUCAGAAAAAAAACUUUUGGUUUUUGUUUCUUUUUUUAUUUUUCCAAAAGCUCUUUAGACCAAAGUCAUCACAGCUACGCUGAUUGACCAGAGAGGAAAACUUUUAUUUUCUUCAAAAGACUCUCGUGAUUUGCAGUGGGCUCACCUUUGACCAUCGCCUUUUGUCAAAAAAAAAAGGAAGUUGCGCGAUUCGCCCCAAAUGGAAAAGAUUGAGAAUGUCUAAAAAACUUAUAUCUCAAAGAAACUUCAUUUUUCAUAUUUCCAAUUUCUUUUUUUAUUUUGGAACUUUCUACUCGCCAAAGUAUGACCUUUCAAAAUUUUCACUGAACGGAAAUUUUUAGGGAAGUUUUUUUUCUAGUAUUUUUAUUUACCAAUCAAAAGGAGCCUGCUCAAAAGUUUCAGCAAAAACCUGAAAUAAAUUUGGAUUUUUUUUUCUAGUGAAGAGGUAAAUGGGCACCGAAGUCUGAAAAAAAAAAUCACUAAAAAAGUUCCGCAUUAUCUAUCUGCGCAGCUGUGAUGACUUUGGUCUAGAGAGCUUUCGAAAAAAGAAAAAAAGAAAAAAAAACCAAAAGUUUUUUUUCUGAAAAUUUUGACACUCCAACACAUGAAAAAUUGCAAAAAAAGAUUGCACAGAGUGGGCGCCGAACCUAUGACCUCGUGAUCCCCAGUCCGCCGCCUUACCACUGCUCCUCGCUACCGUUGCUUCAACGGCCGCCGGAUCGCCAUAGGACACCGCGCUCGCAAGCUCUUAUCACGCGCCGAGCUUUGAAAAAUCAUAUCUGGGCUCCAAAACCUUUUCGAAAAAAAUCAAAUGGUUUUUCGUGACCGGGGAAUAAAGGACUAUACACCCUCCAAAAAUGAGCUCAAUCGGAGACAUUGAAUUUUUCGACAUUGAGAGCCCCUAACUUUUUUCAUAGGCCUCAAGGGCAGUUUUUGCGACCAGAUUUGGAAUCAGCGUGAAAAACUACAUCUAGUAAACCUAGUCUCAUUCAGAAUUCCCACUGCGAAUGGAGACCAUUCCCUAGUAAGUAAUGAGGGCUUCAGUGACUUUUUCAGUUGGUUUGUUGCUGGUAAGCAGAAAAAUUGUAAAAAUUAGUGAUUUAUUAUUACUUUUUUUCUGUUCCGUAGUUCGUUCAAGUCUGGCAGCAGAAAAACUGUUUUGGCGUUCAGGGACAUAUUUAUUUUAUUUAAUCAAAUAGUUUAUUAUAGUCCCAUCCCGCGCCAGCUUCUCACGAUUUUCGUUUUCCUCUGAGGUACAGAACUCUUCCUUUCGAUGCGCGCGAUGUUAUCUCUGCCUGCGCCUUUAAUAUAACGGAAAUUUCAGACCAAAUAAAAGAGGCAGGCAGAGAUAAUAUCGUGCGCAUCGAAGGGAAGGGUUCUCCCAGCUCAGAGCGAAACGAAAAUCGUGACAAGCUGGCGCAGAAUGGCCAUAUAUGUACUUCAAGGAACUUUCCGACGGCCACCUUUCCGACGGAUCCCUUUCCGACUUUUUUCUCUUGUUUUUCAAUUUGCAAGAAAUCUAUAAACAUUUUUUUUUUCCUAUUUCUUUGUGUUUUAAUCAUCAACCAACUACCUACUUUAUAUAGGAAGAUUAAAAACGAAGAUUUUAUCGAGAAAAAAAGUCGGAAAAAGAUUCAUCGGAAAGGUAGCCGUCGGAAAGUUCCCUAGCGGUAUGAAAAAACUUUUUUUUUCAUACCACCGAAAAAUCCAGGAAUAGACCUGUACGCCUUCCACUUUUAACGAGGUGGUCUGGUGUAGUAGGAUUUUACUGUCAUGUGACUUUUUUGGAAACCAAAUGAAUCAAAAGAAAUACUUUUUGCAUCAAUUUCAUGGCAUUUCAAAAUUUUUUGGUCCGAGUAGCUCUAGUGAGAUUGAAAAUGUAGCCUACUGACCCGUUUCAGUGAAAAUUCCUGCUGAAAUAUCUGUUACAGUAGGUUAAAAACGUUAAAACGGAGUUGCGAAAAAAAAAACGAUUGAAAAUUUUUAAAAUUGAUAAUGAUUAGUUCAGGGCGUCAUCGCCACGUACUUGACCUAGUUGCCAAAGACAACGUAAAUAAUGGCUCAUUUCUAUCGUUUGGCUAAAUGGCUUGGCUUGGCCGCGAAGCCAAGGGCUGCCUUCCCAAUCCUCCACCUCUGCAUUUUUGCAUCUUUUUCACAUCCUUUAACAAAAAGGAUGCUGAAAAACAACUAAAAAGAUUCGGGAGGAUUCAAAAAGAAUGCGCUGAAACUGUGAAAAAGGAGCUCAAAAGCUUUUUCACAUCAUUCUAGAAGCUUUUAGAGGGACCUUUUUACUUCCCUCUCAGGAUCCUUCGAGGAUCCUCAAAGGAACUUUACCUAUUUUUUUUUGUAAGUAUGCAUCCCUGAUUCAUACAACUGCGGCUAUUUAGUACAGUUUGUUUACUUGUAUGCCCAAAACUAUUUUUCCGCGAAAUAUAUCACUUUAAUGAAAUCAAUGAAGCCACAAGCGAUUUAAAGCCUCUUAAGUUAGAGAUCUAAUCUGAAUUUUCAAUCUUCAGUGUAUUGGAUUGGGCUGUAUGGGCAUCGGAGGCUGCCUCCCAUCGCCAUGCUUCCUGGGCUUAUGUCUUCAAACGCCAAUGGUGAGUGGCUGGCACGAGUUCAAUUCAACCGCCAGCGACUAUUUGGAUAGCUCCUCGAUUGCUUAUUUUUCAAUUUUUUAUUUAAUUUUUCUUGUGUGCAUUAAAUAAUAGUAGAAUAGAAACAAAAAGAGGGCAUGAUCCAAUUCACAACCGGCACGAAAGUUACUAACUCACAAUCAGGCUUGUGCGUCAGGCCGGGCGGCCCGGGCUUUGGGCUUCAUUUUUUGGGAAAAGCCCGCGUGGGCUCGGGCUACAAAAUAUAUAUGAUGGUAGGACGAAAAAUUUGAUCCGCAAAAAUACGUCGCGUGAAAAUUGCGACCACAUAACUUAUGAGCCACGAAAAUUUAAGCCUUUAAAAUUUUGUCCAUUUAAAUUAGAAAUUACUUGCAUAUAAGGCUUUCAAUUUCUGUAUUUUCUGUUUUUCUUUGUUCUGGUCUUCUUCAAACUUCUGCUCUAGUACUGUUUCUCAUUUCUGCGUUGAGUUAUCCCGGCGAUCCCAGGAUUUGAUAACGUUUUGAAAACCAAAUUUCGAGUUUUAACUCUUUUUUUCUUCUGUUUUUCCCAAUUAACUUUGUGCCAUAAAUCAUUAAAGUUCAAAAAUCUGUCAACUAAAUACGUUUUUCCAUGUUUAUAACAAAAAAAAUGACAGACUUCUUAUUGAUGAUAAUGAUUGAAAUUUCUAGAAACCUACCGAAAACAGUGGCUCUAGCUCUGGAAUUAAUCAAUAUCAAGAAUAAAGGGGGGGAAAAAAAAAGGAAAAGAAAGAAAUUCAAAAAGUCAUCAUCUGAGCAAUUUUAAAAUUUUACGAAAAAAUUUUGAAGGCUUAAAAUUUUCGUGGCUCAUAGGUUAUGUGGUCGCAAUUUUCACGCGACGUACUUUUUGCGGACCAAAUUUUUUUCGUCCUACCAUCAUACUCAGGCACUGACGGCGCGUGUUUGUUGCCAAAAAUGCGCAUGCGCGCCGCCUGCUGCGCGCACGCGCGGGGUGUCUCUUUUGUUUUUUAGCUUUUUAACUAAUUGAAAAGUUAUAAAUUUAAUAUUUUUCAUGUCUGUUCAUCUCUUUAACAUUGCUCUGCACCAGUUUAUAACAAUUAGAUUGCACAAAAAAACGUGAAAUAUCAAAAGUUUCACUUGGCAACUUUUUUUCAUAAAUUUGUUCGAAAGUGCUCGGAACAACUUUAAAAACGUGAGCAGGGGCACUGGGUAAUAUCAAAAAUAUAAAAAUAUAUUUCAAAAACCUUAUUUCAGUGGAAAAGGCGAAAAAAAGAAUCAGUACCCCCCGCGUGCGCGCACCAGUGCCUGAGUAUAUAUAUAAUGAAAUUAAUUCCAUUUGAGCAUAGAAAAUUUCUGAAAAAAAUUUUUGAAUUGCUAUUAUAAAGCGGAAUCAACAACUUUCUUGUGCAGAUAAACAUUAUUCACAGACUUUGAAAGAAACAACUCGGCAAGUGUUAAUUUUAUAUGUUUUUAAAAAAAAAUAACGAGGAACAGAUUAAGAGGGUAUGAGAUAAUGCAUGUUAUCGAAAACUUUUCGUCUACAAUCUGAUGACCGUUUUAGAAAACCCUCUGGAAAACUUCUUCCUAGACACAGUAGGAUUUCUGAAUGAGAGCAGGCUUAUUUAGGGGUUCACUGCGGAUCAGCCGCUCAAUUUUGUAAGUUUAUUGAGAUUUUGAUAUAAUAUAAUAAAUAUUACAUUUGAAAAAAACUUUAAAAACCUUAAAAUAUUAAAAUCUUUUGCAGUUAUCGAUGGGUUGCCCGUGUCGCAUUGGCUUUUCUUGCUUGAACGGUGGUUGCGUUGCCAGAGCGGCAGCCGCAAAAACUUUUCUUGAGCAGGAGUCUGAAAGUUCAAUCGUCUCGAAAGUGAAAAAAAAACUUCUGUUGGCAAACUUAAGGAGAUUUAGACGCCAAAUGACCACUUCCAAACUUGCUGUGAGCUUCUAGAUGUCCCGGUUGCAUGUCGUGGAAUGUGUUCGUAUGAGGGUUACACAAGUAGCACGGUAUUCAUUUUUCAGAGAAUGCAAAAACAGUUGUUCACUCUUAUUUGCAGAUACAAAAUGCGCUUUCUUCACAAGAUCAGUGCCAAAUAUCAGAUGUUGCAAAAGUGACGUUCUGUGCAGCUCGUGGCGCGGACCACACUACCUGCUGCACGCAUUUACAGAUCAAACCUCAAUGUCAACUAUUUUGUGACCAAGUUAGCAAUAUUCGAAAACUUUCAUUGUAUUUCGUCAUUUUCAGAGACCCGGAAAUAAGUCAACUCUGUCACUCGAGCACAUUGAAUGCAUGCCUCUGUUCGAAGAUAUUAAAGGAUGUUUUCUGGAACAUGCAUUAACGGAGUACUAUGAAGAAAAUGACGCAAUGAAAACUAAAGAUACAACCGCCAUGUUGCGUUAUUGA